Molecule: messenger RNA, 1192 nt
Organism: Saccostrea echinata
Lineage: Eukaryota; Metazoa; Mollusca; Bivalvia; Ostreida; Ostreidae
Product: leukocyte surface antigen CD53-like
Exons: 9
Coding region: 326-1192 (288 amino acids)
Cellular component (GO): membrane
Source: RefSeq, a predicted model, not a curated record
UAUCUUCCAAGGCGAUUACAAAAGCAAAGUCGGCAUUGUCCAGGCACUUCUGCUAACAUAAACAAUAUACUUUCCUGAAGGCUAAGGGAAUGAGUAUUGAUGCACUCAAAACACGAAAUGAGAGAUAAACAUUGAUUGUGAAGAUGCUGCAGACGAAUGUUUCCAUGGAAACGACCCAUGGAGUUUUAGCUUAUUAUAGAGAAUUAGCAUCAAAAACUGUUACGGCCGUGCUGUUUAAAAUUGUCUUACAUUAUUAAACAGUGAAUCGAAUCAGUUAGAGUUUUCAGAUCUUGGGGUUACAUAGAUAUGCAGAGGUUGAAACAGUAUGGGGCUUGCUCGCUGUGGAAAAAUUGUCAAGUACUCAAUGUUUGUAAUCAACCUACUGACAUUUUUGGGUGGUUGUGGACUUCUUGGAUAUGGCAGCUAUUUGAAAGAUAACAACAUAUCCCUGUUUGGUAUACUGACAAUUAUUUUAGAGUUUGUGCAUCUAUCUUUACCAUGGAUAAUCAUAAUUACGGCGAUUGUCUGUAUCAUUGUCUCUUUCCUGGGCUGCUGUGGUGCCAUCAAGAAAAUAAGGGGCAUGUUGACAAUGCACUUUCUUCUUCUUCUUGCUUUGUUCCUAGCGUUAAUUGUGGGAGGAGUCCUGAGUUACCAAUAUAAAGAAACAAUAGAAUCAUCUAUUGUGUUGCAAAUGGAAACUUCUCUAAACAACUCAUACGGCGUGGAUAAUUUCGUAACUCAUGCGUGGGACCAGUUACAAUCCACACUUCAUUGUUGUGGAAUAGAAGGAAAUGAAAACUCGACUUACUCCUGGUCAUUUUAUAAGAAAUCCACAGACUGGUAUAAAAAUCAAGUAGGACGUCUACAAUAUGUACCUGAGAGCUGCUGUAAAUAUCCAGAUGAUACGAACAAUGUGACCAAAUGUAUAGGACUGCAGAACAGAUACAAGGCCCCGGUGAUGGGGCCUCCUGUCUCACUGACAAUGCAAAAUGACCAACUUUUUACUCAGGGAUGUUGGACAGUGCUUCUAAGUCUUAUAAUUAAUAAACUUUGGCUAGCCCUGAUACUAAUAACAGUUUCGGCUUCUCUCAUGUUAAUUGGAAUGAUAAUGUCCGUGUGUUUGUGCAAAAGAAUAGAGGAACAGAUUUACGAAGAGGAUGAGGACAGGUUUCAAGAAUUCAUUUUGUCAUAA